Molecule: messenger RNA, 2022 nt
Organism: Talaromyces stipitatus ATCC 10500
Lineage: Eukaryota; Fungi; Ascomycota; Eurotiomycetes; Eurotiales; Trichocomaceae
Exons: 2
Coding region: 1-2022 (673 amino acids)
Source: RefSeq, a predicted model, not a curated record
AUGAUCGUGCACCCUCCAGUGCAACUUGAUGACUCGGUGGAUUCAACAAACAAUCAAGACGCAUCACUGUGUAUGACAUUAUCCAAUAUCUCCUCGACAGAGAACACAUCCGGCGACAGAUAUGCAAGCUCCGCUCAAAGACCACCUCCGCUUCCCCUGAGAAAGGACGCAAGUUCCUCAACGAUAUCUUUGGGUCCACCCGGAGACCCUCGGGAUGGACGACGAAGGUUACUACUGAUUUACAUCCACGGCUUUAUGGGUGCGGAAGAUAGCUUUCGAAAAUUUCCAGCUCACGUGCACAAUUUAGUCGCCAAUGCUCUGGCAGAGUCGCACGUGGUGUAUUCAAAGAUAUACCCACGAUAUAAAUCACGGCGUCCAAUGAGUGCUGCUCGCGAUGAGUUCAGCAGUUGGUUAUCACCGCAUGAAUCAGACCAAACUGAUGUUAUCUUACUCGGACACAGUCUGGGUGGCAUACUGGCCGCAGAAGUGGCCCAGGCUGGAUCUGAGAAUGAAAGCAGUCCCAGCAGAUAUAGACAUCGCCUGCUUGGAACGUUAAACUUCGAUGUACCUUUUCUAGGAAUGCAUCCAAGUGUUGUUAGCACUGGACUCUCCAGUUUAUUCAAUCCGAGGCGUAUAGAAGAUCCGUCUCAGGAAGACCUAAAUCGAACAACUUCACCAAAAACAACAGAUUCUCUUCCAAGCGACCAAAGCUCUCAAUACUCGACAGAAUCGACAGCGUCUUCUUGGUAUGAGCAGAUACCUGAUUCGAAUUUUGACCCUCCAUUCGUGAAUGAUGUGCAUCGCGUGAAGCGUAACCAGUUAGAUGGUGCUAUGAAUUUUUUGAAGAAGAACUCAGGAAACUUGAGAACGGCGGUCAAAGAAUAUGCCAGCUCUUACUUCGAAUUUGGUGGUUGUCUUGCCGACUAUUCAGGGCUUCGCAGGCGAUAUGCGCUGUUGAAAGAGUUGGAUGGUAUAGAUGAUUUGAAACCAAAGGUUGAUAAGCAUGGUCGGCUGCAGAAACGGGUCAGGUUUGUGAACUACUACACAGCAAGUUCUGGAUUCCCUAAAAAGUCACCAUCAGAAAGUCUUCAGGUGAGGAAUUCUACAGACGGGUCCCCGUCGAGUCGAGCGUUAGCUACGGGAUCACUUGAAAAUUUGACCAAGCUCCCCAGCCCCAUACUGUCAGGUGACAACGAUACCGAUGAGCAUCUAACUGAAGUUGAGCCGUCACCCAUGCAGGAGUCCCCUUCACCAAAAUGGUCGUUUGAGACCCUACCCGAGCAUUUGUCACCGAACGCAGACUACGAAGAUAACGCGGACAACAAAAAUUACACGUCUGUGCUCGAAUCCCUCCCGCCUCUACCGACAAUACCCCCAAAGCCAUCAAUAUUCGAUCCAUCCAAAUACACCAAUAAAGAAGUGUUUAAACAGGCGCAAAAAGAACAUGAACGAUUGGUGAAACUCCACGAAAGAGCUCAGAAAGAGCUCGAUACAACUAUUAAAGAGCGUGAAAAGCUUGUGCAGAAACUGAAUGAGAACAAACAAAAACCAGAAACAGUAUCCCUCCGAUCACAGAGCAGAGGUGAUCUCGACAAUAGCAUUAUUCCAUACAAUGAAAACGACGAUAUUGAAGAUAGACAGCCGCCUUCUACCUCGACAUCCAUCAGAGAGGAAAGCUUGUCAUCAAUGGUACCUUCAGAAACGACCAAGACCGAUACCAAUCCCAUUUCACCAUCCUACAUACAUGAGCCAACAUCAUCGUCAUCACUAACACAAUCAACAUCAACGAAACUACCAAAAGAUCGUCUAUUCUGCGCCCUACCGCCCAGCCCCGUCGAUCCGCAAUGGGUGCGCAUCUUCAUGCCCGAUGUUGAUCAAGUUGUUGCCCAUCAAUCAAUAUUUUUACCCAACGGGUUGUAUUAUGAGUGGCUGGUCAAUGAUACUGCGGCUAGAAUUGAGCAAUGGGUUCAAGAUGAUUGUACUCGACGAGCAAUCUGGGAACAGUUCGGAGAAAUUUCGUAA